Messenger RNA from Cavia porcellus (domestic guinea pig), 2184 nucleotides. RefSeq names its product glucosaminyl (N-acetyl) transferase 3, mucin type (gene Gcnt3). NCBI's taxonomy places the organism in Eukaryota, Metazoa, Chordata, Mammalia, Rodentia, Caviidae. The transcript is spliced from 3 exons. The record is from RefSeq and is a predicted model, not a curated record. Gene Ontology annotation, molecular function: acetylglucosaminyltransferase activity. The coding region runs from base 506 to 1819 and encodes 437 amino acids. Gene Ontology annotation, cellular component: membrane.
GGGUGUGCACUGGCGGUGCUGGCUGAAGCGUUGGCCCACCUUCAGAUGCCCAAUGGCCUUACCCCUUUGUGGCUCUCCGCCCUCUGCCUCUGGCCUGUGAACUGCUCCUGGGUGAUAUGUCUGAGCUCGAUCCCUUAUCUGAGAGCAGGAAGCCCAAAGGUGACCCAGCUCCCUGCUGUGCUCUACCUUACAGAGAUUAAGGGGGCCCCCGAAUGUGUGCCUUGGAUGUCUGGCCAAUGUCAGGAAACACGUGCUGAAGCUCUAGAAGGAAGAAAGCCGCAGGAGAAAGCCGCUGGAGGAAGGCCGUAGGACAGACACAGUGUUCACGGUGUUCACUUUCCUUCCAUGGAACCCAGCUGUCUGCCCUUGGAAACAGAAUCACACCCUCCCCUGAGAGCUUCCUGAGGCUGAAAAGCAGCUGUAAAAGAGCUGGAGAGUGAAUCCAGGGUCACAUACAAGGAGCCUGUCCUCCUCCUCCUGCUCCCCUGGUGCGCUGGCUGGGAAAAUGAUCCCAUGGAAGAGACUCUGCUGGCAUUAUCACAUGUGGAUCCUGGGCUGUUACAUGGUGCUGGCCCUUGUGGCUUUGAAAGUGACUCUCCGGCUGAAGUGUGACUUCGAGCACCUGUAUUUGGACUCCAAGGAGUUUCCCGCUCAGUACUGUAGGAAUAUCUUGUACAGAUCCCUGAUGCUGCCAGCCCAGAGGUUCAUCAACUGUUCGGGGGUCAGCAGAGGGGACCACGAAGCAGUGAUCCAGGCUGUGCUGAAUAACCUGGAGGUCAAGAAAAAGCGGAAGCCUUUCUCUGAGGUGGACUACAUCUCUAUGACUCGAGACUGCGAGAAAUUCAAAGCCCAGCGGAGGUUCGUGCAGGUGGCCCUGAGCAAAGAGGAGUCAGACUUCCCCAUCGCGUACUCUAUGGUGGUUCAUGAGAAAAUCGAGAACUUUGAGAGGCUGCUGCGAGCUGUGUACAUGCCACAGAAUGUGUACUGUAUCCACGUGGACAAGAAAUCUCCAGAAAUGUUCCAAGAGGCAGUCAGGGCGAUCGCUUCCUGCUUCCCAAAUGUCUUCAUAGCCAGCAAGCUGGUUCCCGUGGUUUACGCCUCCUGGUCCAGGGUGCAGGCUGACCUGAACUGCAUGGAGGACUUGCUCCGGAGCCCAGUGCGGUGGACCUACUUGCUGAAUACCUGUGGGACAGACUUUCCCAUAAAGACCAACGCUGAGAUGGUCCGGGCCCUGAGGAUGUUGAACGGGAAGAACAGCAUGGAGUCAGAAAUCCCCAGCGAGUACAAAAAAACCCGAUGGAAAUAUCACUACGUGGUGAAGGACAAGUUGUACAUAACCAGCAAGAAGAAGGAGCCUCCCCCUUACAACGUAACCAUGUUCACCGGCAAUGCCUACAUUGUGGCUUCUCGGGACUUCGUCCAUCACGUCCUAAAUAACCCUAAAUCCCAGCAGCUGAUCGAAUGGGUGAAAGACACCUACAGUCCUGACGAACAUCUCUGGGCCACCCUCCAGCGGGCCCCCUGGAUGCCCGGUUCUUCGCCCUUGCAUGCCAAGUAUGACAUCUCGGACAUGACCGCCAUUGCCAGGCUGGUCAAGUGGCAGCAACAUGAGGGUGACAUCAGCCAGGGGGCACCUUAUGGACCUUGCUCUGGGGUCCACCGGCGGGCCAUCUGCAUUUAUGGGGCCGGGGACCUGCACUGGAUGCUGCAGAAUCACCAUCUGUUGGCCAACAAGUUUGACCCAAAGGUGGAUGAUAAUGUUCUUCAGUGCCUGGAAGAGUACCUGCGUCACAAGGCCAUUUAUGGGGUUGGGCUGUGAGGCGCAGGCUCGUGCAGACACGUAGAGCCCACUGGGACAUGUGGGUGGGCACCCCUGGGACAGCGGCUGCAGCUGCAGAGUGGGUGAGUGGUCACCUGCCCGCACUCCUGUUGCCCGGCAGCGGCUGGCCAGUGUCCUUGCCCUCUAACUCUGCCCUCCAUUGACUCUCUUGGUGACAGUGAGGACAGUUGCCACCUGGGAGUAGGAGGAGCAGAGGACUCUGGACGUCAGCUGAGAGCCUGGCCUGAGGUUUCCAGCUGCCAAUUCUGGACUUAGUGCUGAGGAGGGGCAGGUUUUAAAGGAAAUCAAAUGCCUUUCCUUUUCCACUGUUAACCCAAAAUAAAGUGCUCCUGUUCAGAACCUCA